Messenger RNA from Cloeon dipterum, 1317 nucleotides. Its product is annotated as integral membrane protein 2C. The record is from RefSeq and is a predicted model, not a curated record. NCBI's taxonomy places the organism in Eukaryota, Metazoa, Arthropoda, Insecta, Ephemeroptera, Baetidae. The coding region runs from base 120 to 914 and encodes 264 amino acids. The transcript has 5 exons. Gene Ontology annotation, molecular function: amyloid-beta binding. Gene Ontology annotation, cellular component: Golgi apparatus; extracellular exosome; plasma membrane. Gene Ontology annotation, biological process: negative regulation of amyloid precursor protein biosynthetic process.
CGCUCAAUUCCGCAAACAACUAGGCGGAGUUAUUGAUCACAGGCUGCAAGAAUUUUGCUAUCGAUCUCGUCGUACAACGCACAAGUUAAAGAGGUAAACAUUCAGAUUCGGUCAGCAAAAUGACCAUCAUCACGAAGCCGAUCACCGAGAAGAAGAAGCUGGAGCAGCCGCUCGUGAUUAACGAGUCGGAGGCGGACGUCGAGUCAGCCGUGGUGUCGCCGGGCGUUUACCACAAACGCAACUCGUGGGUGCUGCUGCUGGCCGCGCUGCUGUUCCUCAGCUUCGGCAUCAUCGGCUGCACGUUCAUCUACCGCUCGGUGCACCGCAACACCAACUUCAGGGGCUGGUGCCACGUGCCGUACGGCCUCAACGGAGACAACUCGCUCACCAGCCGCUCCACCUUCAACGAGGAGUUCGAGGUCGAUGUCGAGAAGAACUACGCCACCGUCAGGGUGCCCGACUUCUCGGGCGGCAGGGCUGCCAGGUUCAUCCACGACUUCAAUGCUAACAUGACUGGAAUUAUUGAUAUGAUCGGAGACCGGUGCUUCGUCAUGCCCUUGGACCGCAGGGUCAUCGUCCCGCCGACCAACAUGAUCGAUUUGGUUAACAAGAUGUGGGGUGGCUACUACGACAUCGACAUGGGCCGCGUCCGACGCCGCAUGCGAGUGGUGAUUCCUCCCUUGUCGGACAUGAAACCCGUCGGCUUGUACAUCGCGAACGAGUGCGAAGGAAAGUCGACCUACAUGCUGGCGCCCUACCACAACAUCCUGUACAAGCGAAGCACCAGCAUCAACGGCGAGUUCUUCGCCGAGUUCGCCGGGCAGAACCUGCAGCAGAUCGACGUGGUCAACAUGGCCGCGGUCGAAGACUACGAGAAGCAGCAGAACGCCGCGCUCGCCGAUCUGCAGCACUAAUUGCGCUUGUAAUUAUAAUCUUCUGCUUUGACUGUACCUUUUUAAUGUGUUGCGAAGAAGAAAAAGAAAGAAAAUAUUGAGAAUAUAUUAUAUACUUAUUGCCUGCGUUCCGAUGUUAGACCAUUUUCUAAAUGUCGUAGGUGUAUUUUAUUAUUUUUUAAAUAAAUCGUUCCUCUGUGAAAGAGAAUAUUGGUACCUAUCCACGUGUCAUAUUUUUCAAAUUUUUAAUUUUAUCUCUUGCCAUAAAUAAAUAUUAAUCCUUGAUAAUAAUUGUGAGACUAGAUAUAUAUACUACGCAACGCACUCGCCACCUUCUUUGCAACGUUUAUAAAGUGUAGCAUUUUACUAUAUUCUAGUGAAUUAGCUGUUAAAAUAUGAAUAAUAAAGAUAUUGGAAUUUUUAA